UUUUAUCAAGCAUUAGAUAAUCUUAGCUACGUAGGGUGUUAAUCCAGGGAAUAUCGUGAAGAACAAUAAAAUGGUGAAUUACAACAAGCCAAAUUGACCGCCUUUUAAACCAGCGUCUCAACCCCCAAUCUGAUUAAUUUUCCUGUAAAAUAUUCUUAUUUUGAUUAUUAGUGACAAGAGAGUUGAAUAUCAACUUGAUCUACGGUCAUCAGCCUUUCUGUAUUCGCUUCAUUUUGCCACAUUAGUCUGAUCAUGAAGACUCAAGAGUAAACAGUCUUACUCUUUUUGAAGACACAACUUGUCAGACUACAUUUCAACACAAGGAAAAUGGUGAUGUAACCUGCUCAACUUGACUCAAUUUUUGGGUUCUCCAAUAAACCAAGGCAUUUUCCUUAUAGUGACUUGUGUAUUAUAUUUGUAUCGGAACAUUUAUCAACAAUGCCUCUGCCCAUUGCAAUUCAAUAUCUAGAGAAAUACAAAUCAAUAAUUAAAGAAAAUCCUUUAAUUGCUACCGAAAUUGAAAAUGUUUUGAGAUGGGUCAGCUAUUUGGUAUCCGGUCGAUUUAAUAAUUCUAACAUAAUCUCAGAGUUGAUUUAUACUUCUUCAUCGUUACUUCAAAUUUCAAACGACAUCUUACUUAAGAGAGCAUUUAAUUGGAAAUCCAAUUUCAGUGAAGUAGUGGAGAGAUUAAAGAUCUUUGUCACUAUCAUUGAAUAUACUCAAGUUUUCUUUGAAAUUAGUGCAAAGAAAUUAGCAGGUGAAGCUGGAAAAUGGAUUACAAUCGCUAUUAUUCAAAUUACCAAGACUGUGAUAAAACUGAUUUUGCUGUUCAAGUACAAUGUUGGUAUACAACGUCAGAUACCCUUUUUGCCUUUGGAUAGACAAAGAGAUGUUCCAUCAAAAGGAUAUAACCCUCCAACCGUCGAGUCUGAAUCUAAUUCUGACCAGGCAGCUCCUUCAGCUAGCGAACGAACUGUUGUUACCUUACCUAGAUCAGGAAGAGUUAUUCGUACAUUGGAUAGUGCACCACCUCGAUCGAAACGAACUUGGGUUCUUCCUUCUGAGAGUUCCUUAAUCAACAAGAUUUUGGGUAAAGAGGAUAAAAAUGCUCCACCAACGGAAUUAAAUGAUACCCAAAAAUUAGCUGAAGUUCUUCAUAUAAUAAGACCACUUGUCCAUUUAUCAACGAUGAAAACUUUCGGUCAAUCGUCAUGGGCUCCCUACUUAGUCUCUUUUGGAAUGGAUGUUACAAGUUUAAAACUAAUGAGUGCAUCUAAUACACUUUGGAAUACCAGUGAAAGAUUGGAACUUAAUCAGCGAUCUUUUUCAAUGUUCCUUUACUUGAUGAGAUCACCUUUCUAUGAUAAUUAUACUAAAGUGCGAAUUAUCAGAAUUCUAACCACUCUAUCUGAGAGGAUACCUCUUUUCGGAUCACUCUUAAAACCCUUCAUCCAAUACUUACCAGAAUGGCAAAGGACAUAUUUUUACGUUUGGAAUGCUUAGUUGGGACAGUACGAUAUUUUUCACAAUUUUAUUAUCAACCGGUUGAUCAAAAAUAUGUUAAGUGGUGUAAAAAAGUCUGUCUCAGAACUGCAUGAGUUUCAAGCUUGACUCUAUUGCAAGCUACUCUCACACUUUUCUAGUUUCCUUCUGCUAAAUGUUAAUUCCUCUGUUAAUUCUUUCCACCUAACUUAUUCUCUUAUUAUCAUUUUAUUUCAUGGGUAUGGCUUUUUGGAUAAAGGGCUUCUUUUCUUUCCCAUCCAAUCUUUUUGUAUUUGUAAAUAAAUCUAUAGUCACCUUACCAAAAA
Molecule: messenger RNA, 1808 nt
Organism: Tetranychus urticae (two-spotted spider mite)
Lineage: Eukaryota; Metazoa; Arthropoda; Arachnida; Trombidiformes; Tetranychidae
Gene: Pex16
Product: peroxisomal biogenesis factor 16
Biological process (GO): peroxisome organization
Cellular component (GO): peroxisomal membrane
Source: RefSeq, a predicted model, not a curated record